Mesocestoides corti is the source of this 1992-nucleotide messenger RNA. The record is from the annotation of a GenBank genome assembly. NCBI's taxonomy places the organism in Eukaryota, Metazoa, Platyhelminthes, Cestoda, Cyclophyllidea, Mesocestoididae.
AUGUUAUCUACGAUUCUCCAAUUACUCCUUUUAACAUCCGCUGUUAGGCUGGAGCCAAGCGUAAUCGACAGCCUCACCAUCCAGUUACCGGUACUUUCAGAAAACGAUGGUAAUCAAUCCAUUUCUCCUCCUAAUCUUCCACAAGGACCUAUGGAAGACUCUCUUCAACAACGGCCCGAAAAUCUUCACAUAAACACCCCACUAAAAUCUACCACAGCCACGACAGCCUCCCCUGCUGCAGAUCCACCAAUUCCAGCUCCACCGCCACGGCAACUUCCUCCUAUUCCUGCACACGAAUCAUCUUUGACAGAUCAGUCUGGCAAAACAUCGGCGAACCCCAGUUGUCCAUCCAUCUUCUGCUUCAUAAUGACUCUUCAUAAUGGAACCAAAAUAUUUGACUGUGCACACGAACUUCCACGUAAUGGAAUGGUUACACAUCAACUAGACUGCAACUAUUGGCAACCUCCGAGCACCUCACUGAUCCCAAUCACGGCAAAAUUUUUCAAUAAUGGCGGUAAGGCAGUUAUGAACACAGCCAACCAUCCAGAGCCACUCAGAGUUGUCCUUAAGCCCAGAACGGAUAACCCAAACCUCCGGAUAGCUGCUGAUGCCAUGGUUCCAGGUGCACUGACGAGGCUGGUUGAGGCUGUGAGGGAGCAUGUCCGACCCCCGCCUACCACACAAAUUAAACUUUCACUUAUUAUGGUUAAAAUAAAGCGAAUGACAUACGAGGACUUGGCGAGGGUUUUUACGGUUGCUAAUUUAAGCGGCUUGAAUCUGUGGAAUCCGGAUCACUUGGAGGAAACCAGUUUCUUGCAAGAUGUCAGCAAGGUUUCCGCGUUAGCAGAGGUUUACGUCAGGCUGAACUUCUACUGCGAGACAGAAAACGAUCAUCCUGCGUUUGGCCGACUUUGGCUCCCGUGGCUCCGUUGGCAAGUCAAAUUUCUGCAUUGCAGAGGUCACUACUCUUGCUACCGAUGGCCCCGUGAAGAACGCCUCUGUUGUAACCCCCAGAGAUGUCCGGAAACCCCCGGUUACGUGAUAACCCAUGCCGACAAACUGGCUAGCAGGGAUCCAGCCGUAUCGCACGUUCACCAGCAACAAAUUCUUGACUUUUACUCCUGUGAAACUGAGUCGGACUUGACUAAUCCGCUUGUAGAAUUGAGGAAACGCGAUAAUUGUUGGGCGAUCCCCGGGUAUGGGCUGUUAGACACGACGCUCAGACCGACUGAAGCCACUACGACCACCGUCGCGUGGCAGACUCCCACCAGACCUGCCAGCACACCCACCCCCCUUUCCCCAAGCCUGAAGCAACAGCCUUCAGACGACGGCAAUAUCGACCGCCUGAGGAUGCGAAAUCUCAUCAUUGGAAUUGUUUGCCUGCUCAUACUCAAUUUAAUAACAUUUUGCUGCUUUGUGAUCGCCUGUUGCUGGGCGUGGAAAAAGUUGGGUGAUGCCCAGAGCCGGCUACAGCAAAACUCCAACGAUGUUGCCGGAACUUAUGUGCCCAAGGAAACUUUCGAAAAAUCUGCGACAACACGAGCAGCCCAGCCCUCUGAUCGUAACGCGAACAUCGGCUUGUGCACCCCCAUCGCCACCGCCGCCGCCGCCUUCGCCGUGGUGAGCCAAACUGAGGCCUUUCUCAAGGUCAAUGUGAUGGAUUUGCGAGCACCACCGAGCGUAACCGACGACGUGGAGAAGCCUCCGUCAGAGUUGGCUCCGACGCCAUUGUUUGCGCGCAAUGCCAUGCAGGGCUCCUACGAACACACACCGAUCAUGGGCUCACGUGAUGCCCUGCUGCCAGCACUUUCCACGCCCGGACUCCCACGGGUCGUGGAUGGGCUGCCACCGCCGCCAACGAGAAAGUCAACUGGAUGCGCCAAUCUUGGUGUCCGCCGUGACAACGACUCCUUCCGAAGUCGUCACACACUUGUCAUUGAGGGGGACAGCACUAUGCGAUCCCCGGUGUUCCCUCAAAUACAAAAUGUGUGA